UUCACCAAAAUGCAACUCUAUAACAGCACAAACGCCACCCUGUGCAAGGUAUUUCCGUCCACCUUCGCAGGCGUGGUCCUAGAUUGGUAUCAUCAGAUCGAUGAAGGGCGCAUCGAUUGUUUCGAACAGUUCGCAGCGAUGUUCUUAGCAAAAUUUGCCAGCAGGAAAAGGCGCUCCUUGACCAUAGGCGCCCUGUUUAAGGUCAGGCAGAAGGAGGUAGAAGCGUUAAGGGAGUUUUACGAGAGGUGGCUAUCUGUGGCCUUAGCGGUAAAGGAUGCCCAGCCAUCUGUGCUGGGAGUGUGCCUGAAUGAGUGCACCUCCAGUAAGGAGCUAUGCAGGGCGCUCGCAAAGAGGGACGUGGUGUCCACAGAGGACUUGGAUCACAGAGUGCAAAAGGUGAUUAUGCUGGAGGAGACGCUAGCGGCCAGGAGGGCAGAUCGGAGAAAGUCAAGAGCGGAGGAAGCCGAUGUACCAACGAGGCCGUACCCCCCGAGUGGUUCGGGCUAUGCGCCCGCAAGCCAACCCCCGCCAAGGAGAAGUGAUAUGGGGCGCCAGGCGCCUAGGGGGACUGGGCACUUCGCCGAGUACAACGACACUCUGAAGAACGUGCUCCUGCACGUUAAGGAGAAGGGAUACCACAUCAGGUGGCCAGGCCCCAUGAGGGGACAACCCAAUGAGCGGAACUUGGAUCAAUACUGUGAUUUUCACCGUGAAAUUGGGCACUAUACGGCCGAUUGUUAUCAACUGAAAACAGAGCUACAGGGUCUGGCAGACAGAGGAAUGCUUAAUGACUUCAUUAAGAAGCCUGAAGAAAGAGUACAUCGGGCAUGUGUGGCUGGAGCGGUGAAGGCAAGGGAGGAGCUGCCUCCCCCACCCUACGACCUGGAUCAAGAAAAGGCGCCUGACUGCAUGUGCCUGACCAUCGAAGCCAUCUCAGGAACAAUGGAUUUGAGAGAGAAGAUAGAGGCAAAUCGCCAACUGAGAGCAGCGUCGGCAGAUGUGCAGGAGUCGAUUGACAUUAGCUUCAAUAAGGCGCCGGAAGAAGCAUGUAUGCUACCGUCUAUGGACUCCUUGGAGAUACAAGGGGUAGUAGCCGGAUGCAGAGUGAGGAGAAUGUUGGUCGAUACGGGAAGUUCCAUGGAUGUGCUGUUCAAGGAUAUGGUGGUUCGCAUGCAACUAUCGCCAGAGAUGAUCAGACCAUCAGAGUCUGUGCUGGUAGGCUUUUCGGGGGCGCACGCCCGAGUGAUAGGACGGGUGUGCCUGCCUGUCACCUUGGGAGAUUGGGAGCAAAGGGUUACGCGCGCCGUAGACUUCGUGAUAGUGGACUGCCCAUCGCCGUACAAUGCAAUCCUUGGAAGGCCCCUCCUAGCCUUAUUCAACGGGGUGGCCUCCACUUGUCACCAAACCUUGAUGUUCAUCGCCCCGCAAGGGGUGGGCGUGGCCCGGGGGCGAGGCGCCCCUCGUUACGCGAAGGAAACCGGGCGCAAGCGAAGGCACGGCGAGGCAAGAAUCAAUGUGAUGGAAGUUGUGGGGGAUGAGGCCCCGCGAGCGGAGGCUGCCAACGAGGAACUGUUGAUAGCGCUGGAGGAAGGGCGCCCAGAAAGAUGCGUCAGGAUCUCGGCAGAGGCGCCUGCCGAAAUGAUGGAACGACUCAUCGCGCUCCUAAGAGAAUUCGCAGAGCUAUUCGCGUGGAGCGCAUUGGAAAUGUCUGGCGUCAAACCCGAAACGGCCGUUCACAGGUUAGCGGUCGAGGAAGGCAGGCGCCCCGUGCAACAAAAGCGCAGGAACCUAUCGCCAGAAAAGGAGGCGGCGCUCAGGGUCGAGGUGGACAAGCUGAUGGGCGCUAACUUGGUCGAAGAAACUUCUUAUGUUACUUGGUUGUCGAAUGUGGUCUUUGUGCCAAAGCCGUCGGGCGACUGGAGAAUGUGUGUGGAUUACACAAGCCUCAACAGGGCAUGCCCAACAGACGCCUACCCAAUGCCCCGGAUAGACUUACUGGUGGACUCCACGGCAUACCACGAGAUGUUGAGCUUUGUAGACAUGUUUUCUGGAUAUCAUCAAAUCCCCAUGACAGAGGAAGACCGGCCCAAAACAGCUUUCAUGACACCUUUUGGAAACUUCUGCUAUCGGGUCAUGGCCUUCGGGCUCAAAAACGCGGGCGCCACGUAUCAAAGGAUGGUCAACAACGUCUUCCGGCAGCAAAUCGGCCGAAAUGUGAAGGCCUACGUGGACGACCUCAUAGUCAAAAGCCAGAAACGAGAAGACCACAUCGAAGAUUUGUGAGAGACGUUCCAGGCCAUGAGAGCGCAUAGGCUUCGUCUAAACCCCCUCAAAUGUGUGUUCGGCGCCGAAGCGGGAAAGUUUCUGGG
Linum trigynum is the source of this 2369-nucleotide messenger RNA. The record is from the annotation of a GenBank genome assembly. Lineage: Eukaryota; Viridiplantae; Streptophyta; Magnoliopsida; Malpighiales; Linaceae.